Messenger RNA from Cherax quadricarinatus, 2297 nucleotides. RefSeq names its product serine/threonine-protein kinase stk11-like. Gene Ontology annotation, biological process: intracellular signal transduction; regulation of cell growth; glucose homeostasis. Lineage: Eukaryota; Metazoa; Arthropoda; Malacostraca; Decapoda; Parastacidae. Gene Ontology annotation, cellular component: cytoplasm. The record is from RefSeq and is a predicted model, not a curated record. Gene Ontology annotation, molecular function: ATP binding; protein serine/threonine kinase activity; protein kinase activator activity.
ACCACGACCGUCACUGGAGGCACCAUUCUCUGUGGUGAUGAUGAUGGCCACCACGACCGUCACUUGUUUACAUCAAGAAGAUGAGUGGUGUAGGGGCGGUUGUUGUGGCUCUCUUGUUGACACUAGUGGCUGGGUGUUGUGGCUCUCCUGUUGACACUAGUGCCUCUCAAAGUUGUUGGCCAGGGCCACUAGUGAUGGUGGUGCAGCAGGUGUGACCAAGCCAUGGAGCGCCACCUGGCCACUGACAGGUUUAUGGAGUUUGAUGGUGACGAUGAUGCCUUACUCAUCCAGAGGAUCGACUCCAAUGAGAUCAUCUACUGUCCUCCAAAACGAAAGUACAAGUUGGUUGGCAAGUAUGUUAUGGGUGACAAGUUGGGAGAGGGAAGCUACGGCAAGGUCAAAGAAUGCCUGGAUUCAGACACCCUCCAGCGAAGAGCAGUCAAGAUUAUGAAACGCAAAACUCUGAGGAGGAUUCCGAAUGGAGAUCAGAAUGUUCAGCGCGAGAUAAGAUUGCUACGAAGACUGAAACACCGCAAUGUUAUUAGUUUAUUUCAUGUAUACCACAAUGACGAAAAGGGCAAAAUAUAUAUGGUCAUGGAAUUCUGUGUUACUGGGCUCCAAGAAAUGCUGGAUAGAGCCAAGGAUAAAAAAUUUCCAAUCUGGCAAGCUCACAUGUACUUUGUGCAGCUUGUUGAGGGGCUGGAGUACCUACAUAGUAGAGGUGUUGUACAUAAAGACAUCAAGCCUGGUAACCUUCUCCUCAGCACUGACAGCAGUCUCAAGAUUUCAGAUUUUGGUGUGGCUGAGCAACUGGAUAUAACAACAGGAAGUGAUGAGAUAACCACUAGUCAAGGUUCACCCCUUUUCCAGCCUCCAGAAGUAGCUGGUGGAACAAGAGUGUUUCCUGGGUUUAAGGUCGAUGUCUGGAGUGCUGGCUGUACCCUAUUUAACUUAACCAGCGGAAAAUAUCCAUUUGAAGGGGAAAACAUGUUCCGUCUCUUUGAAAAUAUAUGUGAGAAGCCUUUAGUUUUACCCGAAGAACUGGAUCCUGUGCUUAUUUCCUUGCUAGAAGGGAUGCUUUUGAAGGAUCCUUAUCAGCGCAUGUCAUUGGAUCAAGUCAAAGUUCAUGACUGGUGUUGCAAGAAGCAUCCCCGCACAGAAGAAGAAGUGUCAGUGGGUGGUGAUGAUAGUCGUCACAGCAUCACUAUAGUCCCGUACUUGCGCUACCAUUAUUAUGAUUCAGAAUCUGAGGAUGAAUUAAUCACCGAGCAUGAACUGAAUGAGUCAAGAAUCCAGGCAGAAAAUCGCCCCGAUAUGUCUCCCGCAGAUCUCCAGGAGACUCGUGGUGCUCACAACAAAAGGAGAAGACGCAAACCAAUCUCCUGCAUUAGUGUCAAAUCGAUUGCUUCAUGUAAGCAGUCUUGACACUACACAUGCAUACUAUACUGAUGUUGUUAUCCGGCAAGUGUUCACCAUGGACCCAGGGUAAAGGGGUAAGGAGGAGUGUUUGGAGACGGGUGUGGGCUGGGAGCAACUCUAGCUUUGUACAGUUUAUUUUGUGCAUAAAUAUUUCUGGUGCUUCAUGAAAUUCAUUACAAUUCAUCGUCAUGUAUUGUCAACCUUCUCAGUGAUUUUAGUUAAAUAGUGAAGGUAUAUAUUGGCAUUUUGUUUACAAUAUAUGAGGAUGACAAGUAUAUGGCUUGAAAGAAAAAGCACAUGCAAGUAAACUUUUAAUUACACUUUCAGUGGUUUUUAUGUAUCUCCUUGAAGUUAACCUUUCUUCUGUGAUGACUCAGGUGCCCUAAGCAAUGACACAUUUGGAAAUGUGUGUGAGCUUUAGUAAUGAAAAUACUACAAAGCUACAGAGACAAACCCGAGUCAGUGAAGCUGAAUAGUGAUGGUUAUUAUGGCUGCGAACUCUGGUAUGGUGAUGGAGAUAUAAACACUUGCAUGUUGGAAAUUUGACACUGGUCUCGUAUACCUCGUAUACCUACUUACACACCACAGGAGGAUGCCCAACUUACAAAUGCCUAAAGUUACACACAUCCACACUUACAAAUGGGUCACUUCUUUCUUUCUUUCAACACACCGGCCGUAUCCCACCGAGGCGGGGUGGCCCAAAAGGAAAAACGAAAGUUUCUCCUUUUACAUUUAGUAAUAUAUACAGGAGAAGAGGUUACUAGCCCCUUGCUCCCGGCAUUUUAGUUGCCUCUUACAACACGCAUGGCUUACGGAGGAAGAAUUCUGUUCCACUUCCCCAUGGAGAUAAGAGGAAAUAAACAAGAAUAAGAACUAGA